This is a messenger RNA of Rhinolophus ferrumequinum (greater horseshoe bat), 2157 nucleotides long. RefSeq names its product interferon-induced protein with tetratricopeptide repeats 1-like. Gene Ontology annotation, cellular component: cytosol. The record is from RefSeq and is a predicted model, not a curated record. Gene Ontology annotation, molecular function: RNA binding; protein binding. The coding region runs from base 102 to 1538 and encodes 478 amino acids. Lineage: Eukaryota; Metazoa; Chordata; Mammalia; Chiroptera; Rhinolophidae. The transcript has 2 exons. Gene Ontology annotation, biological process: defense response to virus.
GCUCCUUCAGCAUUUACUCGAGGCACACUAAGGAAGAUUUCUGAAGAGCAAAUCAGCUUGGACCCCAGCUUUUCAGACCAGCAGCGAAGCAGAUUGCCAUCAUGAGUGAUGAAUCAAAUGGGAAUCUCAUUAAAGAUAGACUUGUUCAACUGAGAUGUCACUUCACGUGGAACUUGCUCAUUGAAGACGUUGAAGUGCCUGAUUUAGAAAACAGGGUCUUUGAUAACAUUCUGUUCCUAGACACCAAAAACAAAGGGACAAUAUACAACCUUCUGGCCUAUGUGAAACACCUGAAAGGCCAGAAUGAGGAAGCCCUGGAGAGCUUGAAAGAAGCUGAAGACUUAAUCCAGCAAGAACACGCCAAUCAAUCAGACCUGAGAAGUCUGGUUACCUGGGGCAACUAUGCCUGGCUGUGUUACCACAUGGGCCGACUGGCAGAUGCCAGGAUUUACCUGGACAAGGUGGAGAACACUUGUAAGAAGUUUGCCAGUCCUAACUGCUACAGAAUGGAGUGUCCUGAGAUGGACUGUGAGGAAGGAUGGGCCCUGCUGAAAUGUGGAGGAAAGAAUUAUGAACGGGCCAAGGCCUGCUUUGAAAAGGCUCUGGAAGUGGACGCUGAAAACCCUGAAUUCAGCACUGGGUAUGCAAUCGCCACCUAUCGUCUGGAUAGCUUUAACAAAACAACACAGAUCAGUGAGGCAUUUUGUCUGCACCCCCUAAAAAAGGCCAUCAGGCUAAAUCCGGAAAAUGCAUAUAUUAAGGCGCUCCUUGCUGUGAAGCUUCAGGAUGUGGGACAAGAAGCUGAGGGAGAAAAGUACAUUGAAGAAGCACUGACCAGCGAGUCCUCGCAGACCUACGUCUUUCGCUAUGCAGCCAAGUUUUACCGAAGAAAAGGCUCUGUGGACAAAGCUCUUCAGCUCCUAAAAAAGGCUUUACAGAAAACACCUAACUCUGUCGUCGUGCAUCACCAGAGAGCAAUUUGUUACAAGACACAAAUGAUUCAAAUAAAGAAAACUACAAACUGGCAGCCUAGAGGACGGGAUAGAGAAGACGUCCACAAAUUGCUUCAGCGGGCUAUAUCUGACCUUGAAACGACUUUGCAGCUAAAGCCCUCAAAUGGGAUGGCUUAUGUUGAACUGGCUGACAUGUACGCAGAAAUUGGCCAGCACAGAAUGGCUGAGGACAUUUUUCAGAAAGCAUUGUGCCUGAAGGUCUGUAGUCCUUACCUACAACAACACAUUUAUUACCGCUAUGGCCGAUUUCAAGAAUUGCAGAAGAAAUCUGCAGCCAAUGCAAUUAUCUAUUAUUUAAAAGUAGUAAGAACAGAAGAGCCAUCAUCUACAAGGGAUAAAAGUAUGAGUUCGUUGGAGAAACUGGCUCUAAAGAAACUUCAGAGAAAUGACCUAGACAUAGAAAACUUGAGCAUCCUUGGGUUCAUCUACAAAUUAAAAGGAGAAAUAAAUGAAGCCCUGGAGUAUUAUGAGCGGGCCCUACGGCUGUCGGCUGGCGUUGAGAACUCUGUGGGAUAUGAUUGGUAGGCGCUGAAAUAUGGAACAAUUUCAUAUUUCAUUAGAUUUUAGGUUAACACGUACUAAUCAUCUUUUCUGCUUGCUGCUUUCAGAAACAUAUUGUGUAAAUUUUGAACAAUUACUCAAACCUGAUAAUAUAUUAGUUGUAUUCAGAAAAUAGUGAAACAGAAUAUAUAUGUCUCUGUAUGUGAAAGAAAGGUACCAUUUCUCUAUGAAUGCUCUACAGUAGAAAAAAAGUUUGUUAAAUAGAUUUUUAGCAUAUAAAACACUGUACUUACAUAAAAUAAAAUGUUUAAUUCAUUACUUUGAUGAAUAAAUAGUUUUCAGUACUAGAUACCAAAAACACUAUGGUGAUGUAAGGAAAAUUAUUUUCCUCUACAUAUCUUAGGUUUAUUGACUUGGGCCCCAUAAAUUAGACGAAGAAAGGACAGAUAAACAGAAGAAAAAUAAACAAAAUUUCAUAAACACGUGCAUCUCACAUACACAUGGGAGUACCCAGUGAUGAGUAGCUCAAAGGGCUGGAUAGAACUUGGGCUUAUAUAGCAUCUUAACAAAAGAACAAUACAUUUUUAGAAAAGUGAUAAGACAAAGGAAGAAAACAUUGAAUUUCUAAGGUGGCAAAUUAUAA